Molecule: messenger RNA, 1437 nt
Organism: Pochonia chlamydosporia 170
Lineage: Eukaryota; Fungi; Ascomycota; Sordariomycetes; Hypocreales; Clavicipitaceae
Exons: 1
Coding region: 1-1437 (478 amino acids)
Source: RefSeq, a predicted model, not a curated record
AUGACAAUCUCCUGUCAUCCACAGUUUCCACCCGACAUCACAAACAACACACCAAUGAAUUCGUCCAAGAAACCACCGCCUCGAAAAGGCCAGGUCGAAUCCGACGGAACCACCACCUACCGCACCCGCGAGGAGGAGAUCCGCGGGAGACUCCACAGCGGCUGGCUCAGAGUCUGUAUAGGGACCGCGAAAUGCGACUUUUGCCAGCGCCAAAGCCGGGGCGUCGUCGUCCGGUGCAAAGAAUGCAAGAUAAGCAUUUGUCGUGAGUGCAGCGCCGCUAAUUGUUUAGAUGGAUCGAAAAAUCACAAGCUUGAUCAUGAUUCUGUGGAUUGGGAACCCACGCCUUUGCCAGGGAAGCGUGGUGGUGCCAGGAAGAGGGUUACUAGACGGACCAAGAGGGAGAGGGAAGCUGAAGCGGGAAAGGAAAAGGAAAGAGAGAAUCGAAGCGGAAGGGGAACGAAGAGGAAAUACGAAAGGGAAACAGAGGAAAGUCUCUCGCCGGCGAGGGAUGUAUACCCUGCUGUUGGCCGGGACGAGACGCAGCAUGUUGCUACGCAGACACGCUUGGAGAGCCUUUCUCCGGCGGUAGAAGACGUUGCUUCCGGUCCUAUCAUGGAGGCAGAGACGGCGGCUGGUAUCUUGGCUCAGAUGCAUGAAGUUGGAUCUAGAACUGCAACCACCACUACAACUGCAGCUGGAGCUGGAUAUAGAUCGGGAGUUGAGCACGAUAACAGAAGUACUCGUGCGCGUAAAUAUCCAGUUGAGCCGACGCAGCCUACAUGGUCGCCCGCGACACCUUUUCCGAACUGUCCAUAUCCUUAUUCUUAUCCCUACGCACCGCCGAAUGAGGCUCAGACACGGGCAACCGGACACAAUGGCACUUGGUACAUAGACACCAGCGACCAGAGGAACUAUCAGUCAACAUAUCAGUCGACAGAGAAAACAGCUCAGAGAGCGCCCCUCUCAUCACUACAAGACAGCCGAAAUCCAAAUCACACAGAGUACAACCAGACCUUCUACAACGGAAAACACUACGUGGACGGCUAUCCCGAAAACUCACGAGAGAAUUACGCCGUGCAAUACCAUGAACCUGCGUCAAAGUGGACUGGAGGUGCUCUCCACCCAUACCAGGGAGCUCUGGAGGCUUACAAGUCCAAAGAAGCAAGUAGAAGCGACCCGACGGAAAACUCUACAAAGCAGCACAAAGGAAAGUCUGCGCAAGAGCCUACCGACCCGUCUGUAUCAGUACCCCUCGAUCUCCCAUCGAUGUUGGAACCUCAACGAUUCGCCCCUCGGCCCCCUUCGUGCAUUAACACUGAUAUACCGGAGGAACCUCCCCGGAAGAGGCAUAGGAGACAUGUUGGCAUUGCUGGUGGCAGUGCGAGGGAAGAUUCUGGCUUGAGGGAGACUCUGGCGGUGCAGCAGCCGGGAGAGUAG